Messenger RNA from Diprion similis, 1566 nucleotides. Its product is annotated as pickpocket protein 28-like. The record is from RefSeq and is a predicted model, not a curated record. NCBI's taxonomy places the organism in Eukaryota, Metazoa, Arthropoda, Insecta, Hymenoptera, Diprionidae. Gene Ontology annotation, molecular function: ligand-gated sodium channel activity. Gene Ontology annotation, cellular component: membrane. The transcript has 8 exons. The coding region runs from base 1 to 1566 and encodes 521 amino acids. Gene Ontology annotation, biological process: sodium ion transmembrane transport.
AUGGCUCCCACCGUAAUUCACGUGAAAACACUGAAAGAUUAUGAACAAAAUGUAGUUCCAUAUUAUCUGAAAGACGUCGUAUCUGAUGUGGUGAAACGAAAAAUCUUUAAACCCGAAGAUGUAGGUCGACUUGGCAGAUCGGCGGCGCAAGUAGGGAUGGGAAAAAUCAAAGUAAAAACACCAAUGUCACAGUACAUCGUUGAUUUUUUCAACAAGUCAACCAUACACGGACUGAAUCACAUUGUUGCACCACGGAGACAUUUUAUUGAGAGGAUUUUGACAGUAAUUUUUGUUGGAACGGCUCUUGGAUGUUUGGUUGCAUCAUCGCUGCAGUACUCGUGGUUUCAAUACCAGAAUAAUCCAACAACCAUAGUACUUGAUAUUGAUUACAAAAAUUUCAACGUCACGAAGCCAGCCUUGACCAUAUGCAUGGACGACUACAUUUCAACGGAUAAGUUUCCGGACGUCUUCAAGAAAUUUGGAGUUGAAGAUACACAAGAGGCAAGAAAUUUCUUUCAAUUCAUAUCGAGACCAGUUUACUCAACUCUAAAUGAAACGCCAAUAUACAACGGCACUUCGCCUAACAACUGGUUGCAAAUACUCCAGGACUUGCAUAUCGACUAUGAACCAAAUCAAUGCGGUUUGCAGGAGUGCACCGGGACUUACAAAACUCUGGUUGUCACGGAGAAAGGCAUAUGUGCAACUCUAUAUGGUGCAUACAGCAAUUACUCAUCAGUAGAUUACUGGGUGUCAAAUAACUGGACCAUCUUCCCACAGAGAUCCUUACCGACAUACAAGUACGCUCGUCGAAACGACAGGAUAAAUAUCCAGGCAAUUCCUUUGCCAUACGAAGCAAGUUCUCACUGUUCGUUUCAAAGACUUGAUUUUAUAACGACGCUGGCGUUACACUAUCCGAACGAUUUACCUCAACUAAACAGUUGGUGGUACAAUUUUAAAGAAGUGGCUGUCGUAGACAUAAGAGUUGCCGUUCAACAAACAGAGAGCUCUGAUGAGCUCAGACAAUUGUCUAAGAGUCAACGAGAAUGCAAUUUUCCUGAAGACGGAGAGUUGAAGAUGUGGCCUGUCUACACAUAUAACAUGUGUAUCUUAGAAUGUAGAUAUAAUUUUAUAAAAGGUCGAUGUGGGUGCUACCCGUAUUUUGCAAGACCGAUGCCUGGUGUUCCAGUAUGUAAUUCCACACAGUUACAUUGUAUUGGGAGUAUUUCUGAUUCGAUAAUUUCAUUGAAGAGCAGCAACCAAAAUUUGUGUACCUGCCCAGAAAACUGUAAUACAGCUAGGUAUAAUAAUAUUCGUACUGGGACUGCCUACAACAUUGACCGAGUCGACGUGAUACCAGUCAGGACGGUGAACAUUGAUAUUGAAUUUCCCUUCAUCAAGAUGCGUCGUGAAGUAUUCUUCGGAUUUACUGAAUUCUUAGUUUCAGUUGGUGGAGCUGCAGGUUUAUUCCUUGGUGCAAGUAUAAUAUCAUUCAUUGAAAUAUUUUAUCAUCUUACGUUGAAACUCUUUUGGUAUAGAUUUCAUAUCUCUAGAAACGGAAGACAGUAA